Messenger RNA from Cyclocybe aegerita, 2991 nucleotides. The record is from the annotation of a GenBank genome assembly. Lineage: Eukaryota; Fungi; Basidiomycota; Agaricomycetes; Agaricales; Hemipholiotaceae.
UGGCGCACUCUAUGGAAAUGGCUGCCAACACAGGGGUUGCAGGCGUCCAAUCUAGGGAAACUACAACUUCCAGCAAAAAACGAGGUCGCAAGAAGGCAGAUGCAACAACUGAGGACAGACCUACCAAACGACGAAAGGCAGCCGAUCCGUCACCGAAGAAAACAGUUACUGUGUCUGUGUCAGUCUCGACAGUGGAUAAUGACCAGGCGCCGAAGGCAAAGAGCGGAAGAGGAAGGGCCGCGAGAGCGAAGGCGAAUGGUAGUCUUGAACCCAAAUGGAAGAUCGUGGCUCCUCCGAAAACCGUGAAUGAGCUUCAGAAUUUCGAGAAGAAACCCCUUUCCUCAGGGUUAAAACCGAGGGUGUGGUUCAGCGAUCGAGACGAACUUCUAGCAACAUUGCCGGAACUCUCAGGGAACAAGUGUGUCAAUGGAGUUUCUUGGCUUCUCUACGACACCCCCGUCGUACUCUUGGAUGAAUCGAGCACCUGUCUCCAAGUAUGUCGCAAGGAUUUGGAUGCUCAGACGCUGGAUAUUAUCACGGCGCGUUCCUACACGUGUCCUCUGCAGCCUCCGUCUCUCCUGAACGACCCAUCCCUGAUAACGAUCUCGACGGACCCCCUACUUGACCUAAAACCAGAUCUGGAGAGAACAAUGGCAAAGGGAAAGCCUCAGCAAGAACACAAACGGCGGGUACGGACCCACUACCCCAUAAAGAUGGAGUCUAUGCAUGCCCCAAUAUCACCGUCGCAUGUUUCAGAAUUUAGCCCCUCCUCUUAUAACCUAACAUCUGCUCGAUGGCCAACCAUCGAGACAAAUAGUUGGACCGUGCCUCAAGCUGAUACCCCAUCCUUAUCUAAAUCUCAUCAGCGCCCUACCUAUGUUCCAUGUCCUCCUCCUUCUCAUCCUCCACCUCAAUUCGUUCAGGGAUCUUCGCGGCAGCCCAUGGCACCGGCACCACCUCAUCCUCCAUUGGAAGCUGGCCCCAGCCCUCCCAGCCGCGUCACGUCUCAACCAUAUGUGCUCCACGACCCCCGAUCUAUGAAACGUCUUCUCAAUGAUGCCGGGCGGAAAGUCGGAGUUCGACCUACCUAUAUGGUGGAUGUGGAAAAAUGCGAUGGGCCACCAUACAAGUGGUUAAAUCUACAGAAGUCAGAAACCCCGAAGCCAGCAAGCACAAGCCUACAGCUAGAGAAAUCGAGUUCUAGCUUACUGCAACUGUACCCUGUUACUAACCCCAUGCCUCCUGAUCUGGUUCGAGGUCUUCCACACUCGACAAUUUUGCGACGUAUGGAGUAUCAACGUCCACCCCUGCCGACACCCCCACCCGAAAAUAUAUGGCCAAUGCAUUCUCCUAUUCAUUCACCUGCUCCUCCCAUGCCUCACGAUGCCGUGCAAGGUUGCUCGACGAUACCGAUCCCUCCACCACCGAUCAUCCAACAUGAAGGGAUAGCCCAACCACGUGAAGAUUUCUUAAGCUCGAGUUCAAUACCUUCGCCUAUCCCUCCAGAGCUGCAAGCGUUAAUCGACGCAUACAUUUUUGGCAGGCCCAUCACAGUCAUUAUUUCAAAAGAUCGUUUGCUCGCACAUUGGUCGCUCCAGUUGCCUAAAACUUAUGGGUACGCGGUGUUGGGGUUCUUCAAUAUUCUCGGCGUCGAGGAAAUGAAACUUGAAGUCGAAGAGCCGAAGGGUUCCGGAAAGGCCGAGCAAGUUGGCAUGUAUGGUCGAGUCAGAUGGCGUUUCCGUCUUCGUUGGGCGCCGGGUGGCGAGAGGAGCAUUUUUUCCAAGCUUGACAAGGCACAACUAGAGAGACCUUGGUGGGACCCUGCACUUAUAAAAGAUGUGCAAUCCCGCAAAGCAGGCGACAAGCCUCCGUCCUUUGUUUCGCCUUCUGAAGACAACUUUCCUACCACAUCGCGUUACCGAGAGGCCCGCAUCAGAAAUCCGGAAUACAAGUACCGCCAUGGCCACCUAGACGCUAUUUAUCGUUGCUUCUUGCCCAGUCACCUUCUGGGUGGAUUUGGAAACUACAUCUCAGACUCAGCUUUUCCGCGUGGAUGGAUUUGUCGGUUAUGUGGACGGGUCAACUUCCAGGUAGGCAUGCGCUAUCGUGCAUGUGUGACUCCGGGCUGUAAGGAAACCCCUGUCGCCCCCUAUGCCCUUGAACUCCUACUCCUGCGCGAUCCUCAAGACCGCCUGCCAGUCUCCCUGCCUUACAACACGUACCCGAAGCCACUGGAGGUGACGAAGGCCAAGUUCGAGGGUGGAAUGCAGACUCUUUCUUAUUACCUCAAGAAGAAGGGCGAACACCCGUUUAUCAAGCAUGUCUUUACUGCCAACCUUCCCAAGUUGCAGUUGUCUGCGAAUCGAAUAUUGAACGAUAUUCAAGUGGGUCUACGGAUCUGUCGGAAAGCCGGGGACAGUGGCCCUUACUUUACCUAUAUGCACCCAAAUGACCAGGAACGGAAAAAGCCCCCUGCUGUCGUCGACAUAGCCAAGAAGAUGAUGGGGCAACUGGCUCGCUGGUUUGCAGAGGUUGAUAAGGCUCGGCUUCGCAUUAAUCAUUUCGAGAUCCUUGCCUGGGUAACAUCGGGUACGAAGAAGGGCACGGCCCCGAUACGAGCCAAGCAGAGACCUGUGGUUCUUGUUAGCCUCGGGGCCGACGUUGUCUUGACGGUGCUACCUCGUUCAAUGAAGGACUCAACGGCGCCAACGGCGCAACCCAACGACCAACACGUAGAUGAAUCUGCAGAGAACAUCGGUUGGAUCGGGGUGAACCCUGAAAGGGACGAGGUAGGAGAAGACGACGAAUCGGCAGAGGUACCGAAAGAGAAAGGGAAGAGGAUAGGGAAGAAGAAAUAUGCCGAUCAAAGUUUUGUGUUUACCCUUGUUCAUGGAGAUGCGCUCGUUUUCGAUGGGGAUGAAUUCGAGGAUUCUAUCAAGCGUGAAGGGACAUCUUUCCGCUUGAUGGGGUCCUGCAAGGAUGUCAAAUAGA